This is a messenger RNA of Racocetra persica, 165 nucleotides long. NCBI's taxonomy places the organism in Eukaryota, Fungi, Glomeromycota, Glomeromycetes, Diversisporales, Gigasporaceae. The record is from the annotation of a GenBank genome assembly.
AUGGCUGAAGAAUUAAUUGCUAAAUAUUUCAAGAAAACUAAUAAUGACUUCAAAGAUAAUAUGUCCACUUCGGCUGCCUCGUCAAAAUCACAGACUUCGUUUACUGCGAAGCCAAAAAAGAAAGGAAAUAUGGUCGAAAUUAUGAAAUUAAAAUCCAAAGCUCGG